Molecule: messenger RNA, 1482 nt
Organism: Prunus armeniaca (apricot)
Lineage: Eukaryota; Viridiplantae; Streptophyta; Magnoliopsida; Rosales; Rosaceae
Source: the annotation of a GenBank genome assembly
AUGGCGCCUCCCAAGAAAUCAAAGAAAAGCAAGAAAGAUAGGAAAUUCAAGAAAAACUUAAGCUUGGUUCCAGUCGAGCCUAAAGCCGCAGACUCUGACUGGUGGGAUAGUUUCUUCAACCCAAGGCUGUUGGAAAAAUCGGCUUACGCGCUAGGCGGCCACCUAGGCGGGUCUAGGCGGAUAGGAAAGCUGAAAAAGGGGCUUAAUCCAAUGUCCUUUGGAGACCUUGUGUUUGUGUCUCCUUAUCUGACAACAGCUUUCAAAACUGGAGAAGGAAUAGCAGUAGGGAGAAGCUUUUCCAUGAUCAAGAAUUACCACAUUGAUGGGAACAAAGAAAUGAUUGCCAUUGGGAUGAUGAACAUUGCUGGUUCUUGCACUUCUUGCUACCUCACCACAGGGCCGUGUUCCAGAUCAGCAGUUAACUGCAAUGCAGGAUGCAAGACGGCAAUGUCAAACGUUGUCAUGGCAAUUGCGGUUAUGUUCACAUUGUUGUUCCUCACUCCUCUAUUCCAUUACACUGCCCUGGUUGUGCUGUCUGCUAUUAUAAUAGCCGCCAUGCUCGGCCUCAUAGACUAUGAAGCCACAAUUCACCUCUGGAAGGUUGACACGUUUGACUUUGUUGUCUGCAUGAGUGCCUGUAUCUGUGUCAUUUUUGGCAGCGUUGAAAUCGGCCUAGUCUUAGCGGUACCUACGACUAUAUGUCACACAAGUUGCAAUAUCUGUUACCUCACCACAGGGCCGUUUUCCAGAUCAGCAGUUAAGUACAAUGCAGGAUGCAAGACGGCAAUGUCAAACGUUGUCAUGGCAAUUGUGGUUAUGUUCACGUUGUUGUUCCUCACUCCUCUGUUCCAUUACACUGCCCUGGUUGUGCUGUCUGCUAUUAUAAUAGCCGCCUUGCUUGGCCUCAUGAACUAUGAAGCCGCAAUUCACCUCUGGAAGGUUGCAAUAUCUGUGAUCAGGGUACUUUUGUUUGUGGCAAGGCCAAGGACUUUUGUUCAAGGAAACCUUCCGAAUUCCAUGGUUUACAGAAACGUUGAGCAGUAUCCCAAUGCAAGCAAUGUUCCUGGAAUUCUCAUACUUGAGAUUGACGCUCCCAUUUACUUUGCAAAUACCAACUACUUAAGAAAAAGGAUUACAAGGUGGAUAAAUGAUGAGGAAGAUAGGAUCAAAUCUGCAGGGGAAAGUAGCUUACAAUAUGUGAUAUUGGAUAUGACUGCUGUUGGUAACAUAGACACAAAUGGGAUAAGCAUGUUUGAAGAGGUCAAAAAGCUUGUUGACAGAAGGGGGCUCCAGCUUGUACUGGCAAACCCAGGAAGCGAGGUGAUGAAGAACAUGAACAAGUCAGAGUUGAUUGAGAAAACAUGUCAAGAAUGGAUUUAUCUCACAGUUGCAGACGCUGUUGCAGCGUGCAACUUCAUGCUUCACUCCACCAAGCCCAACCCCGGAAAAUAUCAAGAACCAGCUGCAUGGAACAACGUUUGA